Volvox carteri f. nagariensis is the source of this 1590-nucleotide messenger RNA. RefSeq lists its product as uncharacterized. Gene Ontology annotation, biological process: xenobiotic detoxification by transmembrane export across the plasma membrane. Lineage: Eukaryota; Viridiplantae; Chlorophyta; Chlorophyceae; Chlamydomonadales; Volvocaceae. The record is from RefSeq and is a predicted model, not a curated record. The transcript has 10 exons. Bases 1 to 1590 code for a protein of 529 amino acids. Gene Ontology annotation, cellular component: membrane. Gene Ontology annotation, molecular function: antiporter activity; xenobiotic transmembrane transporter activity.
AUGUCGUGGCCAUACCGCACGACACGUACGGCAUGUAUCGCACAUCUGUCUGUACGGCAGGUUGGGCAUCUGGGCCGUCUGGAGCUCUCUGCCGUAACGCUCGCAAGGAGUAUGUUCCACAUCACCGGCUUGUCGCUAGUUGUGGGUAUGGGCAGCGCCGUGGAGACGUUUUGCGGGCAGGCCUUUGGCGCUGCCCACUACCCGCUCCUGGGCCUGGUGCUGCAGCGAGCCGCGCUGAUCUGCCUCCUCACCUGCGCCCUCCCGCUGGCGCUGUGGGUGCGGGCCGACUGGGUGAUGAUCACGGUCAUGCGGCAGCACACUGAGGUGGUGCCGCUGGCGGCCGGAUAUGUUCGGAUGCUGUGGCCGGCGCUGUGCUGCUGGGCGGUUAGCGGUUGUAUAAAAAACUACCUGAGUAGUCAGGGGGUGGUGGCACCGCUGACGAUGGUGUCGUGCAUUUAUACGGCAUCUACUGCACUGCUAAACCACGUGUUCAUGUUCCAGUUUGGCCUGGGCAUGCUGGGAGCGGCAGUGGCGUACAACCUGUCGUUGCUGGUUGUAGCCAUGGUGUGGCUGCAUGUGUUUCGUCAGGCACCUGAGUGCCGUACAUGGGGCGGCUUCAGGAAGCAGGCGUUUCAAGGCUGGGGCGAAUACAUGCGGAUUGCGCUGCCCUCCGCUGCCGCCAUCUGCUUGGACUGGUGGGUGUACGAGGCGGCGGUCAUCAUCGCCGGAGCGCUGCCGGACGCGAAAGUGCAGCUCGGGGCGAUGGGUCUGGCGUUCGAUACCCACGCGCUACUGUUUAUGUUGGUAGCGGGAUUCAGCUCCGCAGCGGCCACCCGCGUGUCUAAUGAGUUAGGCGCGGGCCGCGGUCGCCACGCCCGUUUCGCCGCGGUCGUGGCUCUUGCUCUGGGCCUGUGCGCCCCCUUGGGUGUGAGCGGGGGAUUGCUAAGCGGCGCCCGGCGCUGGGUGGAGCUGUUCACGCAGGAUGUCAACAUCACCAAUCUAGUGGUCUCCCUAAUGCCGGUGCUGACUGUGUCAAACCUGGCUGACUCUCUGGUGGCUGUGGGCGGCGGGGUACUGAGGGGCAGCGGGAGGCAGGAGCUGGCGUUUAAAGUCAACUUGGCGGCGUACUGGUUCCUCGGCUUGCCGUUGGCCGCGUACCUGGCACUCCGACAGCACAAGGGCGCCAUGGGGCUGUGGCUAGCUAUGGGACUUGCGUCCGGUUUGCAGGCCUUCAUCCUGUUGGGCAGCAUCCUCCGGUUCGACUGGUCAGAGGAGGCGCGGAAGGCGCUGAGAAGGGUGGCGGCGUCGGAGGCAGGGCUGCUGGCGGCUACAGCGGCUACAGCGGCGGCGGCGGGUGCGGCGCCGGCGGGGCCCGAGGACGUGGCGGCGGCGGCGGCGGCUGCCGCGGAGCACGGCGAUAGCGCUGGCGCUGCUUCCGUACAGCGGCGGCGUGGCUCUCUAGGGCUGCCGAUGGAUGCGGAUGUAGAGGUGCCGCCGCCGCCGCCGCCGCCGCACGUUGUACUGCAUGCGGGAUUAGGCAGUCGACAUGGAGUUCAUGACCCGCUGCUGACGGAGGAACAUACCAUUUGA